CGAACCGUAUAAACAAAUAUCUCAAGCCAACGGUCGCUUCUGUCUUAUCGUUACUAGUGUUAAAGUAGUCAUUAACAAUGGCCUAUGCGAACUGAGAUUAUGGUUAUAAGAAAAUUUCCUACGGAAUCAGUUUUCAUCAACCAUCUCCACAACGUUAACUGUCGUUGCCACAGAGAUCCUUUAUUUGGGCGCGCGAAGCAGUCAUGGAUGGAUUUGACUCUGAAACUUAUGUUAUAACUGGUCCUUUGCGGAAUUUUUCCAUUAGGGUUAAAUUGUUCUGUCGGCGGAGUAAGGCAGAGGAGCAGUAUCUGGAAGAAGAGUAUGUGUUUCAUUGGCAGGAAAAGAUUUUCAGUCCAAAAGAAAAGGCUCUUUAUAGGGACCGGAAAAAUUGUACGACUGAAACGCAACUACUUUACAACAAGGAAAUAAGCAAUAUGAAAGGUUCAGGAUUCCCAACAAAAAGAUUAUUUACUUAUGUCCAUAAGGACGAAAUAUCAGUAGAAAGAGACAUAUUCGUGGAUGGCAUUGGAACUAUCUCAUAUCCUGAGAAACGAAGAUCUAACAUCCAGUUAAAACUAGACAAUCUAUCGAAUCCUAUGCCAACAAAUGAAAUGUUGUUGGAGUUUCCUCCUGACUAUUAUAGAUACGUUAGUCAUCUACCUACUAGAAUAACCCAAGAGAUGUAUAUAAUGGCCGAUUUAAGUAGUGAUAUUCCAAAUGAUGCUGCAGACUUAUCGCCUCUUUAUAUGGGCAAUGAAGAAAUCCUCUGCAAGAUAACUAUUGAUUCUAAUGGACUUUUACGUUGCAAACCUGAUUUUACUCGCGGGUCUGUUAAGUACAAAAUAAAAAGCAAACAAAAAGGGUCAUAUUAUUUUACGUUGGAAAAUAUUUCACUUCAAAUGUCUGAUCUGGACAAACAGAAAAUAAGAAACAUGGAUAAAGAGAUAACACUUCGAAAAUAUUCUCACUUUUGUGCCUCCAUCGGCAAACAGUUUGAAAUGCCAAAUGAACAAAGUUACAGGCUUUUUAUCGCUGGAGAGAUAAUGGGUGCGACUAACUUUGAAAACCCUGGAUUGUAUGUACAAUAUUAUCUUGAAUUACCACAAAACUGGAAAGCGUAUGAUCAUAAGCUAUUAUGUGGAAGUUCCCAGAUAGCCUCUAUCAAAAAUUAUGGAAACGAAGAAAUAAUUAUGUUUUCGCAUCCGAUCGAAUUUGACCUAACAUAUAAACCUGAAAUAAGUAUCGACUUAACGAAAGGACCAGUUUCAAUAUGGCCUACACUGUAUUUUGAAGUCCAGUCGCUUGACUUUUGGACUCGGAGUCGAACUGAAGGGUAUGGAUUCACAGAACUUCCGCGCAUUGCUGGUGCUCACUCAAUUAUUGUGAGUUGUUGGCGCCCAGUAGGAGAUUCUGUUGUAGAGGAACUAAGAAGAUUUUUUAUAGGUGGAACAUGCCAACUAGAGGACCCCACAUUUGCCAAAAUACCUGGAUCAUUUGAAGUGAGUAUGAAACGCAACACGAUUACAUACUUGAUGGAAAAUCCCAACACGAAAUUAGUAAACGAUGCUACGCUGAAACUUUUUCUUAGAUGGAUAAUGCUCUUAAAACUGAGAAGUCAUGUUUACAUUUAAUAUUGCCUGUCAAAUUAUAGGUGAACUGAUAAUUUUUCGUUUACUCUGUUGGGUUUAUCGAUAAUGAUCAUGAAUGCAAUCGACAUAUAAUCCUUCCAAUUAAAUUGACUUUUGUAGAUUUCAAUAAAUGAAGCUUUCCCGUUCAAAUGAAAGACGCUAUUGCCUCGCUUACUGGGAAUGAUUUAUUACAAAAAAAACACCUUAUAAAUGAAUCCCGAAUUUUUAAGAAUCAUCUCGUAACACACUAUGUGGGAGAGCUGAUGGACAUACCGAGACUAGGGAAUGAUUAUCGCUUCUACAGUCUAUGUUGAGUAGUGUGAAAAGUUAUGACAGACUAACCAUUUGAAUUAUGGAAAGAUGUUUAGACACAAAUAAAAGCUAGUGCAUUUGAGCCUGGUUUUAGCUGGAUUAUAUAGUUCUUAUACAUCGGUUCUUACUCACAACACAAUGUCCUCCAAAAAUACUGGAUACCUUAACGAAUCAUCAAUGAACAUUAGAAUAACCACAUUUUGUUGUCUUGCGCAAAUUGAUCGAAAGCCACUUAACAAGACGCAGUUCGUAAAACAUUGAACAGGAGCAUUUUAUAUACAAACUUUCUUUUAUGCGACUACUGACAAAAUUGUAUCAGUAGCUGCACACUUCCCAGUAUAAGUGCUUAAUUUGUGUAGAAACCAUAAACUUAUAUUCUACAUUAGUUCUCACUUCUGCGGUCACAGAAAUCUCAGCACGGAUAGAGAAGGAUCGACUAGCUUUUGCCAACUUGCG
Molecule: messenger RNA, 2396 nt
Organism: Schistosoma bovis
Lineage: Eukaryota; Metazoa; Platyhelminthes; Trematoda; Strigeidida; Schistosomatidae
Source: the annotation of a GenBank genome assembly